Molecule: messenger RNA, 1824 nt
Organism: Gadus chalcogrammus (walleye pollock)
Lineage: Eukaryota; Metazoa; Chordata; Actinopteri; Gadiformes; Gadidae
Exons: 3
Coding region: 1-1443 (480 amino acids)
Source: RefSeq, a predicted model, not a curated record
AUGAAAAUCAAUUUGAAAACUUCUCUAAGUGGAAUUGAGUUCAUUGCAACUACCACUGACUGCUGGACAGCAUACAGGCGUGGAUUCCUUGGUGUCACAGCCCAUUGGAUAGACCCCCAAACUAUGAAGAGAUGUUGCGCUGCCCUGGCCUGCAAACAGCUGAAAGGGUCACAUUCUUUUUCUGCCCUUGCCAGUGCUCUGAAUGAGAUCCACACUGAGUUUAACAUCCGUGACAAGAUUACCCGCACCACAACUGACAAUGGCUCGAAUUUUUUAAAAGCUUUUAAAUUGUAUGGUCAAACCAACGAAAACAUCAACAAUCCAGCACCUACAGCAGCGAGUGGUGAAGAAGAUGAUGAUGGUGGUGAAGAUGAGAAUAAUGAAGACCAGGAUAGCAUGGAGUUUGUUGAAGCUGGAGCCAUAUUAGAUGAAGAUGACUGCCUGGAGUAUCAGCUUCCAAAACACCAUCGUUGCGCCUGCCACCUUCUGAACCUGGUGUCAACUGUUGAUGUUGAGGAGGCAAAUGUCAGCACGGUGUACAAGCGGGUCUCACGUUCAACGUUUUCAAAGUGCUGGAGCCUUUGGAAUAAGAGCGCCAGAUCCACCACAGCAGCUGAGAUCAUUGAAGAAAAUUGCAAACUCCAGCUUUUGAGGCCUAACGCUACAAGAUGGAAUUCACUUUUCUUAGCAGUGGAAAGGAUUGUGAGAAUUGCAAGAGAACAAGGAGAAGGAGCCAUCACAGCUGUUUGCAGUGCACUUAAGAUCCCCAUGUUCACUCCUGUCGAGAUUGCAUUUCUGACAGAAUAUGCAAAGACGAUGAGACCGGUCGCAAAGGCCCUUGAUGUUCUUCAAGGAGAGACCAAUGUGCAUAUGGGGUGGUUGGUCCCUACAAUAACGCUUCUCAAGGCUAAGCUCCAGCACUUUUGCAUUUCCUCAAAGUUCUGUGGGCCCUUGAUUGAUGCACUCCUAGCAGGCAUUGAAAAACGGUUCGGACAGAUCCUUGCCGAUCCAGAGCUGAUUGCUGCAGCAAUCCUAGUCCCCAAAUUCAAGACUAGCUGGACCAGUGAUGAAUGCAUCCUAAAACUUGGCCUUGACUAUAUCAAAAGUCACUUGAAAGACCAAGUUGUGGAGAAUCAAGGAGAGAGCUCCCAUUCUUCAGAGGAGGAUGAUUUCUUUUCUGCAAUCAAACAGACCAGUUCCCAAGAAAAUGCCAAACAGCUUGAGAUUUACCUUGGAUGCCAAGGUGAUACAGUUGAGAUACUGAAGUCUUUCCCGGCAGUAUGCAACCUUUCAUUGAGGCUUAACACCGCACUCCCAGCCUCAGCAGCCUGCGAGAGACUGUUUAGUGCAGCGGGACUGAUCUUCAGACCAAAAAGGGCACGUAUUGGUUCCAAGAACUUUGAAAAUCAGCUUAUUUUGAGGCUAAACAGAAGAUUCUGGUGAUUGUAUAGGGUAUGCCAUUGUACUCUUUCUGUCCUACACAAACUACUGACGUACACUGUCUCACACACGGACCGAAAUGCUCCUGUGACACCAAUGGUGUUGGAAGUUCAAUAGUUUAUCUCCAGUUUUACUACCCAGUUUUUGAAGGGGAUUAUGGACAAGCAUCCCUCCCUCACACACACUCUCUUUCUUUCUCUCACACACACACUCUUUCUUUCUUUCUCUCACACACACACACACACACUCUCUCUUUCUUACUCCACACAGACUGAUACGCACUUCGCAGUCUAUUUAUCUCCUCCACAGGCACUCAAGUUCUCUACAGUCUGUUGCUCCUAAAAUAAUGUCCUGGUAGUUUUGCAGGCCAGGGUAUGUCAUGAA